UGCUCUUCAUCUGAACUUCAGUCUGGCAGACUGAAGGUUACACUGGAAGAGUGAAGAAAAGUUGCUCUGCAGGCUGACUCUCACUGAAGCACCCAAUGGCCAGCCAAAUAACCCAAAGGAACUAAAUGAAGUUUGAUAUUUCUUUUUUAAGGGCAAAUACUCGGACGGCGACGUCGCAACGAUGGUCGUUUAUGGCAGCGCACGAAAAGAGGAGUACGUCGCAGGGCUUCUUGUGCUAGCGGCGGCGGGGUUUGGGCUCUUUAUGCAUGAAGUCUCGGCUUUUGCUGCCUGGAGAUUUGAGGAAGAAGCUCUCAUGUCUGGUGUUUUAAUCAUUGGUAUUCGUAAAGACGCCCGCUCCCACGUGCUUCACCUUUCCAGAAACAAACGAUACACGCUUACUCCAGAGAACCUUAAGUGGGACAAAUUCAAGCUGACCUACAAACUCUUGUCAUUUCCAAGGAAUGUUUUGAAUGCCACUGACACUAGAAGAGGCAUAGCCAAAGCUUUCUCCAUGUGGAGUGAUGUUUCCCCCUUUAGUUUUCGUGAAGUCCCUUCUGAUCAAGAGGCAGACAUCAAAAUUGGUUUUUACUCUGUAAACCACACUGAUUGUCUCCAGUCGUACCUGCAUCACUGUUUUGACGGUAUAACAGGUGAACUGGCUCACGCCUUCUUUCCCUCGACUGGAGAGAUCCACUUUGAUGAUGAUGAGUACUGGAUUCUAGGAAACAUGCGCUUUAGCUGGAAUAAAGGAGUGUGGCUAACAGAUCUAGUGCAUGUGGCGGCUCAUGAGAUCGGUCAUGUACUGGGUUUAAUGCAUUCCCAAAAUCCCAAAGCUUUGAUGCACCUGAAUGCCACAUUGACAGGUCGCAAGCUCAUCACUCAAGACGAAGUCUGGGGCUUACACAGACUCUACGGAUGUUUGGAUCGAUUAUUUAUCUGUCCUUCCUGGGCAAGAAAGGGUUAUUGUGACAGUAAGAAGAGGUUAAUGCAGAAACAUUGCCCUUUCAGCUGUGACUUCUGUUACGAAUUCCCGUUUCCCACCAUCCCGCCGACUCAAGCCCCUCCCCGGACAAAACACAAGUUUGUUAUCGAAGGAAAGAACCUCACCUUUCGAUGUGGUAAAAAGAUAGCAGCCAAGAAAGGCAAAAUCUAUUGGUAUAAAGACGGUGAGCUUCUGAAAUUCUCUCACCCGGGCUACAUUUCCCUGAAGGACGACCACAUUACUAUUGUUGCAAACGCUAUCAAUGAGGGCACAUACACCUGCAUUGUGAGAAAGAAGAAAAAGGUGCUGACUACGUACUCUUGGAGAGUACGAGUGCGUUUUUAAAAACUGGAUCUUAUUAUCAAACCAUUAGCACAAAGACAAAUCCAGACCGGCCGCCUCUCAUCCAUGAUAGAGAACGUCACUCAUCUCAGGAUUAACAUGUUGUUGAAGAAACAGAGAAGUUUUAGAGAUCAUGGUUAAAGAAGCGGUUCACACAAAAAUUACUCACCCUCUAUGAUUUUGCAAUUUAGAGUUGUUAUGCACUGUAAAAAUAAAACAGUGAUAAACUUUUGUAUACAAAUCCUUCUUUGUCUUUGCACAUCUCAUGAUCAAACCGUUGAGGUUUUUGUGUUCUGUAGAUUAAAGAAAGAAAUAUGAGUUUUGAAGGGCAUGACUGUGAAUAAAUGAUGACAAAAUAUACAUUUUUGAGUAAAGCAUCACUUUAAAGUUCCCUCACUUGAACACCUGUUAAUAGCAGUUCAUACAUAAGAUAAUAAGAUUUUUUGGUGCUGUAAAUGCAUUUUUUAUUUACUAAUAAAACAACUGAUUCUGCGAUCUGUUGUGAAUUGAAGAAUUUAAAAGACUCAAAUAACUUUAGUGAAUGUGAUUAAACAAAUUAUACAUUUUUUACAGUUUUUCUUAAUUGCUAAAACACUAAACCCCAUUGGCUGAACAAAGUUCUCAGUUGCCUGAACUCAUUUAUCUAAUUGUGCAGGCUGUUGUCAAUCCCUUAAACCAUUUCACAUCAUAAAACACAAUUUGCAGAUCUCACUUAGACUUUUUAGCAAAACUCCAGACACAUACUCAUUCUCAAAACACAAUCUGCACUCAAAUGCACAUGUCAUGCAUACUGCUAAACACAAGCGGCAACAAUCAAUUACAAAUAGAGCACACGUGUCAUUGAUUAAACACAACCACUCAAAAUGGAUUUAACCUGUUUCAAAUGAUGUGACACAAUCAAUAUAAGCCAGUUCACUGUUGUAUACAGUAGUACAGUGCAUUUUAGGCUGUAUACUGUACAAUGAACAAAUUGUAUGACCCUGAACAUUGUGAGAUGCAGGGUACAGUACUGUAAAAAAUAGGGGUAAAAAUCCUUAAUUCAUCUCUCAAAAGUAAAUUUUUACAUCAGUGAAGAUGUCAGUCCCAUCAAAAUGGCAUGUCUGUGUGUCAUUGUUCAUGAAAUCAAAAUUGUUGCCAUGUUGUCAAUAUACCAAGUGUUGUCAGUAUUUUUUUUAUGUAAACUGUGGAUAAGUUUACGUUUUUACCUUUCUUUCUGUAAACGAAUUACACAAAUUGUGAUUUAGAAAAUUUUGAUUUUGAAAAGAAAAAUUACAAAAAUUAUUCAAAAUUUCAGGUUUACUUGACAGGAAUUUAUCAAUACAGCUCACAUUUACAAAAAAAACCCCUAUAGAAAACAUGCUUCAUGCUUACAGUAACAGCUUAUGACACGUAUGGUCAACAAUUUUGCAUGACAUGCCAUGCACGAUGAACUAAUUCCUAAAUGUGUUGAGGUGUAAGACUAUUCAACAGAAACCAGUAUAAUGUAUUUUCAUGAAAAUUAAAUUUUCUGCUUGAUUGUAUCAAUGCAUUUGCAAUUUGUCCAGUCAAUGAGAAUUAAACGGUAAAAAUGUA
Molecule: messenger RNA, 2896 nt
Organism: Paramisgurnus dabryanus
Lineage: Eukaryota; Metazoa; Chordata; Actinopteri; Cypriniformes; Cobitidae
Source: RefSeq, a predicted model, not a curated record